AUGAGCGCUUCUUGGGAAGCCAUUGCGCUUCAUGUUCAAGGCGAACGCGCAAGAAAGAUACCCCCUGCUUGGCAACUACCCCCGCAACUACUAGACAGCAAGCAGCAGGACGUUUCAAAAAUUCCGGCAUCGUGUGGAAUUCUUUCCCGGGUAGAAAUAGAUAUUACAUCAAAUGAUGCAACUGCGAUUCUAGAGAAUAUUCAUUCUGGGAAAUGGACCGCGGAGCAAGUAUGCCUGGCGUUUUGCAAACGAGCAGCAAUUGCACAACAGCUGGUGAAUUGCCUCACGGAUAUUUGCUUUGAAGAGGCACUUGAAACGGCCCGGUCUCUAGAUAAGAAGUUUCGGUCAUCUGGCAAACCCGUCGGAACUCUACAUGGUUUACCUAUUAGCAUCAAGGACCAUGUUAAUGUCGCUGGAUUACGUUCCACCUUGGGCUACUGCGCAUGGGCAGACAAUAUUCCCACCGAAGAUGCCGUUUUAGUCGACGCCCUAAAACAGGCUGGUGCGAUAGUGUUUACGAAAACAACAAUGCCUGUCACCGGCAUGGCCAUCGAGACCGUGAGCAAGCUAUGGGGCAGAACGACAUGCGGAUUCAACCGCUCUUUGGUGUCAGGGGGAAGUUCUGGAGGUGAUGGUGCUCUUGUAGGAAUGUAUGGUGCACCUGUUGGAAUUGGUACCGAUAUUGCGGGCUCGAUUAGAGUUCCCUGUGCCUUCAAUGGACUCUACGGCAUUAGACCUUCCAUGAAGAGGUUAUCGUACCAAGGUCUCACGUCGAAUGUCCGUGGUGCAAGAGGAAUCACCGGUACCAUUGGACCAAUGUGCCACUCUGUCAGGGAUAUCGAACUAAUAUGCAAGGUUGUAACGGACGCAGAACCCUGGCAUGUAGAUGCCAAUGUGAUUCGAAAGGCAUGGAUUAGCAGGCCACUCGUGCCGUCCAGACUAACCAUUGGAGUUAUGAAAUUCGACGGCGUUGUCAUGCCACACCCUCCAAUUCUGCGAGGCUUGGAUGAGGCGGCCCGAAAGCUAAAAGAGGCUGGCCAUGAAGUCAUUGAGUUUGAACCACACGACCAUAUGAGAGCAUGGAACAUUGCUUAUCCAUUAUACUACGCUACGGGUUGUAACGAGAUGCAAGUGCUAUUAGACCGGACAGGAGAGCCUUGGCCACCGGCGGCUAAGAGACUGAGUGCUAAUCCGGCCCUACGGGAGUUAUCCGCAUCCGAGUUGUACAAGCUGCAUGCUGCACAAGACGACUACAAGGCAGAAUAUCUUCGACAUUGGAAUAAGACGGUGCAGAGCUCAAUCUCAGGCAGACCAAUCGAUGCUCUCCUUUGUCCGAUUAAUCCGUGUGCAAGUUACCCGCAUGACCACCUCACGUGGUGGGGAUAUGCUGCUCAAUGGAGUCUUCUUGACUACCCAGGCGUUGUGCUGCCCGUCGGCUUUGUGGACAAGACGAGAGAUGUUCGUGAUUCAGGGUAUCGUCCCAUCAGUGACUUGGACAGAGAGAAUUAUGAGCUAUAUGACCCUGAGCUAUGGCAUGGUGCUCCUAUCGGCUUGCAAUUGGUGGGUAGAAAUCUUGACGAGGAGCGUCUGCUCGCUGUGAGCGCUGUUGUAGAUGAUGUGGUGAACAGGGAUUCUGGUCAGCGGCAAACAAGGCCAAAUGGUAACCCGAAGUUAUGA
Pochonia chlamydosporia 170 is the source of this 1677-nucleotide messenger RNA. RefSeq names its product amidase. Lineage: Eukaryota; Fungi; Ascomycota; Sordariomycetes; Hypocreales; Clavicipitaceae. The transcript has 6 exons. The coding region runs from base 1 to 1677 and encodes 558 amino acids. The record is from RefSeq and is a predicted model, not a curated record.